GAUUAUGUGCCACUGUCUCCAGCCAGCCCUUCUAUAUGAGGACCCCACACGUACGUAUUCAUAUGUCCUGCGGCGAGGUGUGUCUACUACUCUACUCGACCUAUUUGACAACGAAGAGUAUAUGAUCGCCAAAUACGGGGGUUAGGACUUGGGAGCAGAAGAUCGAUCGUGAACUCGUGAUGGAAGAUACACCAGAUCGAGGCAAGAAUCGCGCGCCCUCGGCGCCGGCGGCGACGGCGGCGGCCAGGAACACCAUGCUUCUUCUGGCCGCUGUCCUGUUCGUCGGGUGGAUCCUGAUGUGGGUCAUGCUCUCAACAAGAACUUACAGUUCGUCAUGGGCGCCUAAGCUUGCGAUGCUCACCGACGGCGCCAAGUUUGGAAAACAAGGGCCUAGGAUCAUGAUCUUCGUGCUUCCAGUAGUGAUCCUCUAUGUUGUUGCGUGUGUUUACCUGCAUUUGCUGAAGGGGGGUGACCCUGACGCCCAAAGCCGUAAGAGACGAGUAUUCAGCACGGGAAUGGCAGCCUGGAGGAGACCCGUGCUAGUGGGAGGGCCACUGGGUAUCGUGACAGGCAUAGAACUCGCCUUCUUGCUCAUGUUCCUGGCGCUCCUGGUCUGGUGCUACUACGCCUUCAUCAGCCUCGAAUUCUCCAAAAUCCGCGUCAAGCCAGGCGAGAAACUGUGGCAGGCGGAGAUGCAGAAAGCCGGGAUGCGGCUUGGCACAGUCGGGAGCUUAUGCUGCGUGCUUCUGUUCUUCCCAGUGGCACGCGGCUCGCCGCUCUUGCCGCUCGUCGACCUCUCGUCGGAAUCCAGCAUCAAGUACCAUGUCUGGCUGGGGCACAUCGUUAUGGUCCUCUUCACUGCUCACGGGCUCUGCUACAUCCUUGUCUGGGCAUCGACUGAUCAACUCCACUCCAUGUUGACAUGGGCAAGAACGAGAGUUUCGAUCGUCCCGGGGGAGCUGGCGUUGCUGAGCGGGCUGGCGAUGUGGGCGACGGCGCUGCCGCGCAUCCGGCGCCGGAUGUUCGAGCUCUUCUACUACGCGCACCACCUCUACAUCCCCUUCGUCGUCUUCUUCGCGCUCCACGUCGGCGUCACCACGUUUUGCUACGUCCUGCCCGGCGUCUUCCUCUUCAUGGUCGACCGAUGCCUCCGGUGCCUGCAAUCGCGCAACCGCGUCCGUCUCGUCUCCGCCCGCAUCCUGCCGUCCCAGGACGUCGAGCUCAACUUCUCCAAAAUCCCCAGUUUGAGGUUCGAGCCCACGAGCACGCUCUUCGUCAACGUCCCAUGCGUCUCGCGGCUCCAAUGGCACCCGUUCACGGUGACCUCGAGCGGCAGGUUCGAGCCCGACAGGCUGAGCGUCGUCAUCGGGAGGAGAGGCGACUGGACGCAGAAGCUGUACAAGACGGUCUCGUCCCUUCCCCCGUCGUUCGACGGACGCCUCGACGUCUCCGUCGAGGGGCCAUACAGCCCGGCUACGUCCACGGGCUUCCUGGGGAACGAGCACGACUCGCUGGUGAUGGUCAGCGGCGGCAUCGGCAUCACGCCCUUCAUCUCCAUCAUCCGCGAGCUCGCUUACAUUCAUAUUAGCGGCACGGCGCCUGAUGAAGCUUCCGCAAAAACGCCGAGCAUUCUCCUCGUCUGCGUCUUCAAGACGUCGGCCGAACUGGCCAUGCUGGAGCUCCUCGUCCCGGACUCAGGCGGCAUCUCCGGCCUCGACUUGCGCAUCGAGGCCUUCGUAACGAGAGAACGCGCCGACGAUGAACCGCCGUGUCAAGAGGUGAGGUUCAAGCCGUGUUUGUGGGACGCGCCCGUGGCCUCGGUGCUCGGUCCGAACAGCAGCUGGCUCUGGCAUGCCGUUCUAGUGGCAGCGUCGUUCGCCGUCUUCCUCGCGCUUACCGCCGUGCUGGAGCGCUUCUACGUGUACCCCGUGAACGGGGACGAGGAGCACGCGUACCCGUGGGCGGCCAGAACGAUGCUGAGCCUGCUGUUCCUCUGCGUCAGCAUCGCUGGCGUGGCCGGCGCGGCGUUCCUGUGGAGUAAGCGGAGCAGCGGCAAGGAGGCGAAGGCGGCACAGAGCGUGGACGGGGCGACGCCGGGGAUGUCGCCGGCACCGUUGCUUCGGGGUCGGGGGACAGGCGGCAUGGACAGAGAGCUGGAGAGUUUGCCUACGCGGUCCCUAGAGCAGGUCACCAAUGUGCACUUCGGGCAUCGUCCAGAUCUCAAAAGGAUGUUGCUGGGGAUUGACGGCCAUAAUGUUGGGGUGCUGGCCAGCGGUCCGCCAAGGAUGGUCGAAGACAUCGCGGCUAUCUGCUCGUCUGGACUGAGGAGCAAUCUGCACUUCCAGUCCUUAAGCUUCACCUGGUGAUGUACACAACUCUGCUGCGCGUCCGGGUAAUUUAAACAGACUUGCUCUGGGAAAGUGGCUUCAACGUCUUAACUUUGUACGUCACCAUAGCCUCUGGACUAUUCCUGUCCUGCACUCGUAUGAAAUGUCUACUGCAACAUAUAAACUGGAUCAACUCUCAGGAUGGGCGACGGGGCUUCAUUACUUGUGCGGUUUUUGGUUAGGUUUUCUUAUAAAUGGUGCCGCUAUAUGAGGUUUUUUUCC
This is a messenger RNA of Brachypodium distachyon (stiff brome), 2609 nucleotides long. Its product is annotated as ferric reduction oxidase 2. Bases 180 to 2366 code for a protein of 728 amino acids. NCBI's taxonomy places the organism in Eukaryota, Viridiplantae, Streptophyta, Magnoliopsida, Poales, Poaceae. Gene Ontology annotation, cellular component: plasma membrane. Gene Ontology annotation, molecular function: oxidoreductase activity. The transcript is spliced from 7 exons. The record is from RefSeq and is a predicted model, not a curated record.